ACAGUCAGACUCACAGAGAGGAAGAGUCGCGCUCAGACAGUCGAGAGACAAGUUCAGCAUUAUGGCGCUGCGGGACGAGCUUCUAAAGUCUAUCUGGCACGCGUUCACAGCUCUGGAUGUGGACAAAAGCGGGAAGGUCUCCAAAUCUCAGCUCAAGGUGCUGUCCCACAACUUGUGUACGGUGAUGAAGAUCCCACAUGACCCCGUGGCGCUCGAGGAGCACUUUAAAGAUGACGACGAGGGUCCCGUCUCCAACCAGGGAUACAUGCCAUACCUGAACAAGUUCAUCCUGGAUAAGGUGACGGAUAACUUUGACCGUCAGGAUUUCAACAAAAUGUGCUGGACGUUGUGCUUCAGGAAAAACUUGAAUCAAAGCCAAUUAUUUAUCACCAACGAUGACGCCUUCAAGAUCUGGUGCAUCUUCAACUUCCUGUCUGAGGACAGAUACCCGCUGAUCAUGGUCACUGAGGAGAUCGAGUACUUCCUGCGUAAACUGACGGAGGCGAUGGGGGGCAGCUGGGUUGAGGAGCGUUUUGAGGACUACAAACUGCAGCUGAACUCGAAGCAGCAGAGUCUGAACGUCUGGGAGCUCAUUGGCGUGGUGGGGUCGGGCCACUUCAGCAAGGGCAUGGACCGCCAAACGCUCUCCAUGGGCAUCAACGAGGUCUACCAGGAGCUCAUCCUGGACGUGCUCAAACAGGGCUACAUGAUGAAGAAGGGUCACAAGAGGAAGAACUGGACGGAGCGCUGGUUCAUGCUGAAGCCGAACUCCAUCUCCUACUACGUCGGCGAGGACCUGGCCGAACAGAAAGGAGAUAUCUUACUGGACGGAAACUGCAGCGUGGAGGCUUUACAAGAUAAAGAAGGAAAGAAGUGUCUCUUCCUCAUCAAGUCGUCACAAAAAACCUUUGAAAUCAGUGCGUCAGACAAGAAGAAGAAGCAGGAGUGGAUCCAGGCUAUUCAGACCUGUGUGACCCUGCUGCGUCAGGGCCGGCCGGCGCCGCACCGCGAGGCUCGACAGAAGCGGCGGGAGCUGCGGCUGAAGCAGCAGGCUGAACAGGAGGAGCUGGAGCUGAGGAUGAGGGAGCUGCAGACGGCCAAUGAGGUUAAACAACUUGAACUGGAGAACAUGAGGAAGGCCUUGGAGGAGGCAGCCGCUAACGCAGCAGAAGAAGAGCAAAGGCGUCUUCAGACCCAAACUGAACUCCAGGACCGCUACAGGAUGGACCUGGAGAGAGAGAAAAUGGUACGGCAGCAGGUGGAAGAGCAGGUGGCCCAGAAGUCCACUGAGCUGGAGCAGUACCUGCAGCGGGUUCGGGACCUGGAGGACAUGUACGGUAAACUGGAGGAUGCUCUGGAAGAUGAGAGGCGUGCCAGACAGGAUGAGGAGGCCGUCCGCAGGCUGCAAGCACGGUUACUGGAGGAAGAGGCCACAAAGAGGGCAGAGUUGGAGCAGAUCCACCUACGGCAGCAGCGCGCCAUCUCAGAGACAGAGGCUGAGAAGCAGGAGCUUGAGAAGGAGCGCCUGGCCAAGGAAAGCGCUCUGCAGGCAGCCAUGAAACAACUGGACCAGCUGGAGCAAGAGAGACAGGGGGCGCUGGAGCAGUAUCAGACAGUGAUGAAGAAGCUGGAACACGCAACCAAUAACACCAAGACCUGGAAGCACAAGGUGGCUGAACAUGAGGGCUUGUUACGACUCAUUCAACCAGAUUUGUAUCUAUGAAAUGCACUACUUUUGACCAGAGUCUGAUCUGUCCACCCCAAACUGUUUGAGCAUGUUUUAGGUUCAGGCUGUAAAGUUAAGAGCUGGUAAAGUUGUAAGAUCUACUACUACGUUUUCCAGUGACUAUUUUCCUUUCAUCUCUUUAGGACAACUUUUUACAUAAAAAAUAUAAGGGAUUUUUGUACAUAUUUUAACAAUGGUUUGUGUUUUGUCAAAGUUUUUUUUUUCUGUACUAAAGUUAAAGACCCAGUG
Messenger RNA from Morone saxatilis (striped sea-bass), 1975 nucleotides. RefSeq names its product switching B cell complex subunit SWAP70b (gene swap70b). Lineage: Eukaryota; Metazoa; Chordata; Actinopteri; Moronidae. Gene Ontology annotation, cellular component: nucleus; cytoplasm. The record is from RefSeq and is a predicted model, not a curated record. Gene Ontology annotation, molecular function: calcium ion binding.